GCUAGUAGUAGUAUGGCAAAGAGCAAGGUUCUGGUUGUGGGAGGCACAGGGUACAUUGGGCGCAGGAUUGUUAAGGCAAGCUUAGCACAGGGACAUGAAACCUAUGUCCUCCAACGGCCCGAGAUCGGCCUCGACAUGGACAAGUUACAGAUUUUAUUGUCCUUCAAGAAGCAAGGAACUCACCUUAUUGAGGGCUCAUUUUCCGAUCACCGGAGCCUUGUGAACGCCGUGAAACAAGUUGAUGUGGUCAUUUGCGCCAUCUCCGGGGUGCAUUUUCGGAGUCACAACCUUUUGAUGCAGCUCAAGCUUGUUGAUGCCAUCAAAGAAGCUGAAAAUGUCAAGGUACAUCAGUAG
Cornus florida is the source of this 354-nucleotide messenger RNA. Its product is annotated as isoflavone reductase homolog. NCBI's taxonomy places the organism in Eukaryota, Viridiplantae, Streptophyta, Magnoliopsida, Cornales, Cornaceae. Bases 13 to 354 code for a protein of 113 amino acids. The record is from RefSeq and is a predicted model, not a curated record. The transcript has a single exon.